Messenger RNA from Ceratotherium simum simum (southern white rhinoceros), 1667 nucleotides. It is a transcript of the gene ZNF835, whose product is annotated as zinc finger protein 835. Gene Ontology annotation, molecular function: RNA polymerase II cis-regulatory region sequence-specific DNA binding; DNA-binding transcription repressor activity, RNA polymerase II-specific. NCBI's taxonomy places the organism in Eukaryota, Metazoa, Chordata, Mammalia, Perissodactyla, Rhinocerotidae. Gene Ontology annotation, biological process: negative regulation of transcription by RNA polymerase II; regulation of cytokine production; regulation of immune system process. The record is from RefSeq and is a predicted model, not a curated record. Gene Ontology annotation, cellular component: nucleoplasm.
GUGAAAUCGAGGCAGCAGCUCGGGAAGCUGGGAUGGAAGGACUCCUGACCGUGGCCGCCCCCCAGGGCUCCACGUUGGGAGAAACCUGGAAACACGAGGGCCAGUUCAGGGGCCCACAGGAAGGCUGUUUGAAGCAAGAGGCCGAGGUGCACGAGGAGGCCCAGGCCGGGGACAGCAUCCAGGAGCGUGACGAGCUGGGCGGAAUCCCAGGAACCAGAUCCAGUGCCCCCAUCACCCAGGUGGGCGGCAGGCCCCAGAGGCGCGGCGCGCCGAGAAAGAGCCCAAAGCCAAAGCAGGCAGGUGCCGGCGGGGAGGAGCGCGGUGGCGGCCGGAAGCCGUGGAAGUGCGAGGUCUGCGGCAAGGCCUUCAGCUACUGCUCAGCGCUCACCCUGCACCAGAGGACGCACACCGGGGAGAAGCCGUUCGCCUGUGCGGACUGCGGCAAGGCCUUCAGCCAGAGCGUCCACCUGACGCUGCACCGGCGCGUGCACACGGGCGAGCGGCCCUACGCGUGCCCCGAGUGCGGCAAGGCCUUCAGCCAGGGCUCCUACCUGGCGUCGCACUGGCGCGUGCACACGGGCGAGCGGCCGCACCGCUGCGCCGACUGCGGCAAGGCCUUCGCGCGCCCCACGCACCUGGCCCAGCACCGGCGCGUGCACACGGGCGAGCGGCCCUUCGCGUGCGGCCAGUGUGUCAAGGCCUUUCGCAACCGCGCGUCGCUGCUGGAGCACCAGCGCAUCCACACAGGCGAGAAGCCGUUCGCGUGCGCACAGUGCCAGAAGGCCUUCCGCUUCUCCUCGGCACUGCUGCGCCACCAGCGCACCCACACGGCCGAGCGGCCCUACGCGUGCGGCCAGUGCGCCAAGGCCUUCACGCAGAUCGCGCACCUCACGCAGCACCGGCGAGUGCACACGGGCGAGAAGCCCUACACGUGCCCCGAGUGCGGCGCGCCCUUCAGCCAGAGCGCCUCGCUGGCCGAGCACUUGCGCAUCCACACCGGCGAGAAGCCGUACGCGUGCGGGCAGUGCGGGAAGGCCUUCACGCAGGUCUCGCACCUGAGCCAGCACCAGCGCGUGCACACGGGCGAGCGGCCCUACGCGUGCCAGGACUGCGGCCGCGCCUUCAGCAACCGCUCGCACCUCGCGCAGCACCACCUCGUGCACACGGGCGCCAAGCCCUACAAGUGCCCGGAGUGCGGGGCCGCCUUCAGCCAUGUGUCCUCCCUCCUCGAGCACCAGAAGAUCCACACGGGCGAGAAGCCCUACCGCUGCGUGGACUGCGGCAAGGCCUUCAGCCAGGGCUCCUCGCUGACGCUGCACCGGCGCACACACACGGGGGAGCGGCCCUACGCGUGCCCCGAGUGCGGCAAGGCCUUCAGCAACCGCGCGUACCUGAUCCAGCACCACAUCGUGCACACCGGGGAGAAGCCCUACGAGUGCAGCGGCUGCAGCAAGGCCUUCAGCUUCUCUUCGGCCCUCAUCCGGCACCAGAGGACGCACGCCGACGGGGAGCCCUACGCACGUGAGCGGUGCGGGGUCGCCUUUGCCGGGCUGCCACAGCUGACUCGACACCUGAGCCCCCACCAGGAGGAGAAGCCGGUCGGCAGCAGUGACCCCACGGACACCGCCGUGGACCAGCAGCAGGAUAAAGGCUGACGUUUAUUGGCG